Messenger RNA from Pseudovirgaria hyperparasitica, 584 nucleotides. RefSeq lists its product as uncharacterized. Gene Ontology annotation, cellular component: extracellular region. The transcript is spliced from 3 exons. NCBI's taxonomy places the organism in Eukaryota, Fungi, Ascomycota, Dothideomycetes, Acrospermales, Acrospermaceae. The record is from RefSeq and is a predicted model, not a curated record. The coding region runs from base 100 to 444 and encodes 114 amino acids.
CUUCUUCGUUAUCACCAUUAUACUCAUCAAUCUUCUCUCCCCAUCUUCAGCAGCCAACAACUUUGAGAUCCAAAUCCCAACCACAAAGUCAGCACAAUCAUGCAGUUCAAUACCAUUCUUGUGGCUCUCUUCGCAUCCAUGGCCUUUGCCCUCCCUACCGAUGGCGAUGGCACCGAGCCCACCCCUCCCACAGAACCAACUUGUCCUCCCACAGGUCCUUCAGCUCCUUAUGCUGCAUGUGCCGGCCUAUACUCUGAGGAACAGUGCUGUGCAACUGACGUCCUUGGCGUCGCCGACUUGAACUGUCUUACUCCUGGUGCCAUCCCUUCGAGCCCAAGUGACUUCCAGAGCAUCUGCGCUGCUGGUGGCCAGCGUGCACGCUGCUGUGUCAUUCCAGUCGCGGGCCAGGCUGUUCUCUGUACCACCCCUAUCGGAAUCUCCUAAAUGUGUGGUAUCGCUAUAAGGCUUUUGUCCAGGAAGGUCGUCAGCUCAGUCCAGCUGGGCUCCCUUGCUUGGGAGACGAAAUGAGAGGUUGCCCUUAACGCUACUGGAUUUUGAGACGAGGGUUUUGGAGUAGUAUUCAA